AAGUGCAGUUAAUUGUGCAAGCAGCAGAGGAAAGGGCCAGGAGCACAGUCAGAAACGGAUCUUUUUAUGGAUUUAUCACAAUAGUAACUGCGAAUUUUGUGCACUAUACCUACGCUGUUAUACAUUUGAUGCCCUGUGCAUUGCAAUUGCAACUUUUUGGGCGAGAUUUUACAGAUUCACCGAAACAAGUACAUAUGGCUGCGAUUAGGAAAAAGCUGGUCAUUGUUGGAGAUGGUGCGUGCGGAAAGACAUGUUUGCUGAUAGUAUUUAGCAAAGAUCAGUUCCCAGAAGUUUACGUCCCAACAGUAUUUGAGAACUAUGUAGCUGAUAUUGAAGUAGAUAAUAAACAAGUUGAAUUAGCAUUAUGGGAUACUGCCGGUCAGGAAGACUACGACAGACUGAGACCACUCUCAUAUCCAGACACAGAUGUUAUACUCAUGUGCUUUGCCAUAGAUAAUCCAGACAGCUUGGAAAAUAUCCCUGAGAAAUGGACACCAGAGGUGAGGCAUUUCUGUCCCAACGUCCCUAUUAUCCUGGUUGGUAACAAGAAGGAUCUUCGAAAUGACGAUCACACCAAGCUGGAGCUACAGCGAACAAAGCAAACUCCUGUCUCGUAUGACGAAGGUCACCAGAUGGCCGUGAAGAGCGGUGCUGCCAAGUACAUGGAGUGCUCAGCCAAGACUAAUGAUGGAGUGAGAGAAGUCUUUGAAACGGCAACAAGACAAGCUCUGCAGAGCAGGAAGAAGAAGAACAGGUUCAAAUGCCAGAUCUUCUAAAAAAAAACAUGCACUUAUUAUAAAACUAUUUCAGUCAAAGACUGAACUUUUGGGAAAGGCACAUUUUCAGUGAAUCAUUGAGUUAUGUGAGAUCAUCCAUGUGAGAUGCCAAUAGGAGAUAUGGACAUUCUGCAGAAGAACAUUUGAAGAGAUAAAUUUACUGCAGUGAUAUUCUACAUUGCAGAUGUACAUGUAAAUGUAAUUCUUAGUUUUACCAAGUUUGGAGUUAUUCACAAUGUAAUUUGUGAACUACAUUUAUGCCUGGCCUAUUAGUGUCUUGAGGUUUUAUACUGUACAUCUGCACAUGUAGAUGACAGUAACCCUUUUCAUGUAAAAUAUGUUUGGCCAGCUGAGCUUACAAAGUACAAACAUAAAGUAAAUCAAAUCAUCUAAAACCCCUCCAUGGUAAAAAAACAUACAUACAAAUACAAUAUAUUUUCUGUUUGAAACUAGGGUAAGAGAUGACUCUAAAAUGUUAAAAAAGACACAUUGAAACUGAAUCCAACACUCACUGCAACAGCUGUAUUAUUUUUCUCUAAAAGUGGUAAUUCAUGGAUAGGGAAGAUUACACAAAACUGAAUAUGUUGUGUAUGUAUGUAUAUUGUUUGCAGGGAUUGUGGUUCUGUGCAUGAAUGCUAUGUUGUUAUCUCACUUACAUGUAAUCACUUUCAAAUUUAAAGAGGUAUAUAAGAUUUUCACUGCAUUAUUUAUUCAGUGAUAAUGUACAUGUAUUAACAGUUAUGUUUAUUAAACAUUAAACUCGUUGUGCUAUUAAAAGCAUAACACAUGUUUAAGCAUUAUAAAAAAAAAUAUGUAUGAGAGAAAGAGCUUCAAAAGUUUCUUGAUGAAAUGGCAGAUUCUUGUAAAUUAUCAAUAAUGCUUGUUUGUGUGUGAGAAAGUGAGUGUGCACUGGUGUAGAUUUAUACACCUACUGUUCUUUUCAAGGGGGGAUGGAUGGUCAUUGAGUCACCCCCCAUUUUAAAGGCGUGGCCAUGACAUCACACAUCUGUGCUUGUGUAAGCAUAAUAUACUGUAUCAAAAUGUAAUUAAGAAAAUAAGAAAACACCCGUGAUGGUUGUUUUUAGCAAGAUUUUUAUGUGCCUUUUCAAACUGAAAUGCCAUCUUACAUUUUUUAAUAUGUAACGUUUGCAAUUGAUAAUAAGUAAUUAUUCAGGGUUUAGGGAGGAGAUUUUUUUGUACAAUUUCUUUCAACUGUGAUCUUCAUGUAUGUAUAGUAACAUUGCCAAGAGGUGGAAAGGGUAUUCCUUUCCAAGGCUUUCAUCAAUGUACAUGUAUUGUUGAUUUUCUAUUUUUAUUCUGUUUUGAAACUGGAUUAUAAUGGGAGUAUGUACAUGUACAGUCUUUAAAAUCGCUACAUCCCAGGGUGUUUCUGGAUUGUUGCAUCUCAUUGUUUUGAGCCACCUUACCAUACAUGAUAGAAAUAAUCACUGCUUUAUUGUGAAUGUAUGGGCAUGUUUAAUGAAUAAUCAAGGUGGGGGUGCAGUAGAUGUUACAAGAAAGCUGUCUUUCAAAGAUUUUUGUUUCGUUUGAAGUAUAAGUGUUGUUGGAUGAAAUUGAAAGUUCAAAUCUGAUCAAAUCUGAAAAUAAUACCAUGUGGUUCUGUCUUUCGAUACUUGUAGGAAAUAAACUCCAUGAAGUAUUUUCUACAUACUUUUCAGUGAUUCAGUGCCUUAAUAUGAUUCAACUUUGCACAGGUGCUUUAAAUAUAAUGCUGUAUUAAUCAGUAUUAAAGGCAAAGUCUACCACUAGUGUAAAGUUUUUUUUUUCAAAUUACAUUAUUUAAUGUAUAUCAUCAACUUUUGGCAGAUAAAAGCAGAGAUGUGAUGAAUAAGCAUUUGAGAAUGAUCACAAAGAGAGACAUUUGUAAAA
Molecule: messenger RNA, 2666 nt
Organism: Lytechinus variegatus (green sea urchin)
Lineage: Eukaryota; Metazoa; Echinodermata; Echinoidea; Temnopleuroida; Toxopneustidae
Product: rho-related GTP-binding protein RhoA-B-like
Exons: 4
Coding region: 129-776 (215 amino acids)
Biological process (GO): cell migration; small GTPase-mediated signal transduction
Molecular function (GO): GTP binding; GTPase activity
Source: RefSeq, a predicted model, not a curated record